CGUUUGGGUAUCAUGUGAAUGGUUCCGUUCCCAUGGUUCAGUGUGAGCGGCUUGCCCCACCCCAUCUCUCCAGAUCUCAAUAUUAAAAGGGGGAAAAAAUUAAUAAUAAUAAAGCGAGGGAGAAAUGCAAGAGCGAGAAGGAAACACUAGGCAGGGGAGGGGGAGAGCGCAAGGAAGCCGCUUCUAAGAAGAGAGGGGGUGGCUCCGGAUUUUUUUUUUUUUUGCAAAGGGGGGGUGUUUUUGUUUUGGGAGGGAGAGGCGAGCGCCGAUCUGCCCUCCCUUCCUCUUCUCCCGGUCUGUCUCUCUCUCCCUCCUCCUCCCUUUUACCCCCCCUCCCUUCCUUUGCUCCCCGUGUUUGCCGGAGAAGUCCAACGAAGAUUUGCAAGCCCGCCUGGAAACGGAACGUGAAAAGCAAAAGCAAAAAGCGGCAGCAGCGAAAGGAAGGCGAGGAGGAGGAGGAGGAAGGGGGAAAAAAAAAUUAAGGGGGCCUUGGAUUAGAGCAACCACCAUUAGGGGAGGAAGAAGCAGACAACAAGCCGCCGCAGAAGCCCCAAGCCGAAGGAGAAGGAAAAUCCAGCCCAGCCCAGGCCGGGAAGAGAAGGGGGGACUCGUUUUUCCGGCCCAGGGUUGGCUUUGACCCCUUUUGGGCGCUUCACCCUUUUUGGGAGAGGCGGUGUGCGCGUCGCAAGGGGCGGGUGGUGGGAAAAGGAAAGCAAGGAAGAGACAUUUCUAGUGCCUCCGUGCCCAGGAUUUGGGGAGGUUUCUCUGCUUUUGAGUCGGAAAAGAGGCAUUUUUUUUUAAGAGCGAGAGAAGGAAAUACAGAUCUACCUAAGGGAGACGUCUCUUUAGUUCCCACUACCGUUGGAAGGUGGCGUGAUUAUAAAUAUAUAUAUAUAUAUUUUUCGGCAGGGUUUUUGUCGUGUUGGGGGGGGGAGAGGAAGAAGGGAGACAGGUUUUUUUUUUAAGCCCUGAUCUUGCGGAGAUCCCCCCCCCCCGCUCCCUCUUUUUUUUUUGGUGGCUGCCAACCCUCCCCAUUCCCCCCCCCCCCCCGCUCCCCUGUUUCUCUCUUUUUAAAAGAAGAUCUGCAUUGUGAGCAAAGGGAUCUGGUCGAGGAGAGAAGGAGGUGGAGGCCCGGGGUUGAGCAGGAGCAAAGUCAUCGCUCUUCUCUCUCUCCCCCCCCCUCCCCUUUCCCGUAGCAGGCUCCGGGCUCAGCUCCCUCCAUGUCUUUAGGAAGCGGCAGCUGGGAGUGGAAAAAAUAAUACAUAUAUUUUUUUCCCUAAAGGGGGGGGGAAGGGAAGGCGAGAGCAAUCCCAGAGAGAGGGGGGAUUUUUUUUUUCCUUUUUGCAACGAGCCCCGGUUGCUUCCUGCUUCCUUGCAGUCCCCUCCUCCUCCUCGCCCCCCAAGAUGGGCUGUUUAGGGAACAGCAAGACCGAGGAUCAGCGCAACGAAGAGAAGGCGCAGCGAGAGGCCAACAAGAAAAUCGAGAAGCAGCUGCAGAAGGACAAGCAGGUCUAUAGGGCCACGCACCGGCUCCUAUUGCUGGGUGCUGGGGAAUCUGGUAAAAGCACAAUUGUCAAGCAGAUGCGGAUCUUGCAUGUGAAUGGAUUUAAUGCAGAGGAGAAAAAAAUGAAAAUUCAGGAUAUUAAAAACAAUAUUAAAGAAGCUAUAGAGACAAUAGUGACAGCAAUGGGAAACCUGGCACCACCAGUCGAGCUAGCCAAUCCAGAGAACCAGUUUCGAAUCGACUAUAUAUUAAACCUAGCAAACCAGAUAGAUUUUGACUUCCCACCAGACUUUUAUGAACAUACAAAAACACUUUGGCAAGACGAAGGUGUGAAAGCCUGCUAUGAGAGAUCCAACGAGUAUCAGUUGAUCGACUGUGCACAGUAUUUUCUAGACAAGAUCGACAUAGUCAAGCAAAAUGAAUACACACCAUCUGAUCAGGAUCUUCUUAGAUGCAGAGUUCUGACAUCAGGAAUAUUUGAAACCAAGUUUCAGGUCGACAAAGUAAACUUUCACAUGUUUGAUGUUGGUGGGCAGCGAGACGAACGCCGAAAAUGGAUCCAGUGUUUUAAUGAUGUGACUGCUAUCAUAUUUGUGGUGGCCAGCAGUAGCUACAACAUGGUUAUACGAGAAGACAAUCAGACCAACCGGCUUCAAGAAGCGUUAAACCUUUUCAAGAGCAUCUGGAACAACAGGUGGCUACGGACCAUUUCAGUAAUUCUUUUCCUGAACAAACAGGAUUUGCUAGCAGAGAAAGUUUUGGCAGGGAAAUCUAAAAUUGAAGACUACUUUCCAGAAUUUGCUCGUUACACCACGCCAGAUGAUGUAGCAACACCGGAACCUGGUGAGGAUCCUAGAGUUACAAGGGCCAAGUAUUUUAUUAGAGAUGAAUUUCUUAGAAUCAGCACAGCGAGUGGAGACGGAAGGCACUAUUGCUAUCCUCACUUCACAUGCGCAGUGGAUACAGAAAACAUUCGGAGGGUUUUCAAUGACUGUCGGGACAUUAUUCAACGGAUGCACCUUCGCCAAUAUGAGCUAUUGUGAUGGAGAGCACUUUUUCUCUUGGUUUUUUUUUUUUUUUUUUGGACUCCUUACUCCUUAUUAAAAAGAAAAAAAAAUACCCUUGCCCACCUAGGGCGGAAGAGAACUGUUGCGAUCUCCCUCUGAUUUACAUCCCUCAGACCUUUUCUCCUUGCUGGACAAAAUAGCAGCCCUACUAAAGCUUGCUUCUUUUUUGCCCCUUUGGAACAGUUUGAGACAGCCCUUGCGACGCCUUGGGCCGCUUCCUGUGUGAGCAGGGGAGGGUUUCUCUUAACACUGUCAUUAACAAAUAAAUUAAAUAAAGAAAUAACAAAUACCCUGGAUGGAUGGAGGAGCGUCUUGAACGGAUUUGGGGAUUUAAAGUUAAAUAUUAAAAAAACAAAACAAAAAAGAAUACUACGGGAGGAAGAACUCUAGGUAAUUAGCACUGUUGUGGGUGUAAUCAUAUUAUCCCAUGAUUUUCAACUUUGUAUCCAUUCACUGCAUCAGAAAAAGACGAAGGUGCCAAGUCUCUCAGACCAAGAUGAAAGGACAAGUCGCUCUAGUUCAGUUUUCUGCCUCGGAAUGUGACUUUUGAGCAGAAAAUACUGACAAUUCUACAGCCAGAACCUUGGCACUGCAAAAGCAACUGCUACCUGCCGAAAGUUGUCGAGUGUGGAAGGUCCUCAGAUGGACACUGUGGAAUGAUCGGCGUUUAAUGGCCUGCAAUCGCAGAAAGAGUUUUAACAACACACACACAGUUUUCAGUUUGUCCACUGAUGAUGCUGUCUGCUAUGAGAAAGCAAACAAACAACAAGAAAAGUCAUUAUCGGGACGGUAGUCCUCACGAUCUCCCCCCCUCCCCCAGUCCCCUUCUCUUCAUUCCCCUCCUGCCCCCCCUCCCCUUGCCUCUUUCUUUCCCGAUUUUUAUUUUACUGCUGGAUUAUUAUUCUUGUACAGACUGUAAAAUGUAUUAUUUUGUACAACUUUAUUGAAAAAAAGAAUAACUUGUAGAAGAUCUUUGUGCCUUGAUUAUGGCUGUACCUGUGCAAUGAGCUAAGAUGUAAGUAUGUUUGAUUGCGCUGUACAGCUUUGUCAACCCCUAUCAGCAGCAUUCGCUCAAGGUAGGGAAAAUUUAUCUGUAGUUUAGGGGAUUUUUUUUGUUUUUGUUUCUUUGUUUCAUUUCUGGUUUAUAAAAGGAGGAGGAAAAUACUGUUUAGUUUAAAAAAAAAAAGUACAAAUUGUGCAAACUUAAACCACUUUAAAAAGUGAGGUCUACAACAAGUGACCAGAUGUUGCAGCAUCCUGCUUUUUAAUUUUUAGCUUUAACUCAUUUAAAUCUCUAUCCAAAUGCAAAACAUGGCUUGUUUCUACAUAAACCAAAUUUUGCUACAAAUUAUAAAUGUUAGUCUUUUUGUCAUUCAUAAUUUUGUUGUGGGGUUUUUUUGCAAAAAAAGAAAAAAAGAGAGAGAAAUACAGAAGAGAAAGCAAAUAAAUGCACAGGUGUUGGCACAGGCCUGGUAGCCAGAUGUUUUGGGUCAGAUACCUUCCCCACCCAUCCUUUGCUAUUUCUGUAGGGGCAUAAGACACCUCCCCCAUAAUGACAAAGUGUGCAUCGUCCCUGGAUUUGGCCACUGAAUUUCAGUUUAAAGCGACAUUUUAUUUCUCUUUUAAUAAAGAGAUAUGUUAGACCUUU
Molecule: messenger RNA, 4219 nt
Organism: Heteronotia binoei (common prickly gecko)
Lineage: Eukaryota; Metazoa; Chordata; Lepidosauria; Squamata; Gekkonidae
Gene: GNAS
Product: GNAS complex locus
Exons: 12
Coding region: 1405-2547 (380 amino acids)
Biological process (GO): adenylate cyclase-activating dopamine receptor signaling pathway; sensory perception of chemical stimulus
Cellular component (GO): heterotrimeric G-protein complex
Molecular function (GO): insulin-like growth factor receptor binding; corticotropin-releasing hormone receptor 1 binding; mu-type opioid receptor binding
Source: RefSeq, a predicted model, not a curated record